AUGGAGAAGGACACCUACAAAAGCAGAGAAGAAAAACAAAUCAGCUUCAAGGUCAAGUCAUCUGUGCACAACCUGAGCAAAACUCAGCAGACCAAACUCACUGUUGGCAGCCUGGGAUUAGGCUUGAUCAUCAUCCAGCAUGGGCCCUACCUCCAGAUUACUCAUGUCAUCAAGAAGGGGGCUGCAGCCAGCGAUGGAAAACUCCAGCCAGGUGAUGUUCUGAUUAGUGUUGGCCAUGCCAAUGUGUUAGGAUAUACUCUUCGAGAAUUUUUAAAGCUUUUGCAACAUAUCGCCAUAGGAACAGUGUUGCAAAUAAAGGUGUAUCGAGAUUUUAUUGACAUACCCCAAGAAUGGCAAGAAAUAUAUGAUUUAAUCCCUGAGACCAAAUUCCCAAUAACAUGUGCAACAAAGAAAACUGAGCAGGCAAAAGAUGACUCUCUCACAAGCACUGAUGACAAGGAAGAUGUAGUUUUCAAUAAAAAAUUUAAGUAUUAUAAAUCCUCACAGUCCAUUGGACAUCGUCCUGCAAGGAGACCCAUGUCAAUCUCCAGAGAAUGGCACGAAUAUAAAAAGAAGAACCAGAUUAUCAGCGUAGGAACAGACAUUAACUGUGAUGUCAUGAUUCAUAGGGACCACAAGAAAGAAGUGAGAGCCCCUUCCCCAUACUGGACAAUGGUGAAGCAAGACAAAGACAGCUCUUCCUCCUCCUCAGCCUCAGAUGCAUUCUGGCUGGAAGACUAUGCCCAAGUUGAAAAGGGCGAGGGUCAAACUGCAUCAAAAGUUGGUUAGUAGUUUGCAAAUCUGUGAUCA
Messenger RNA from Pteronotus mesoamericanus, 810 nucleotides. RefSeq names its product PDZ domain containing 9 (gene PDZD9). Gene Ontology annotation, molecular function: protein binding. NCBI's taxonomy places the organism in Eukaryota, Metazoa, Chordata, Mammalia, Chiroptera, Mormoopidae. The record is from RefSeq and is a predicted model, not a curated record. The transcript has 4 exons. The coding region runs from base 1 to 789 and encodes 262 amino acids.